Molecule: messenger RNA, 1988 nt
Organism: Cicer arietinum (chickpea)
Lineage: Eukaryota; Viridiplantae; Streptophyta; Magnoliopsida; Fabales; Fabaceae
Product: L-cysteine desulfhydrase
Source: RefSeq, a predicted model, not a curated record
AACCCAACUGAUAAACUGCUAACGCCACUCAUUUCAGUGACAAACUACUCUAUCCAGUCACACCAAGAAACACACACAUGUCCUAAAAACCCUAACACUCCACACAACACCUGAACACCACACCCAAUAACAAUGGAUAACUACCACCCUCCCAACGGCGCCGUUAAACCCACCGAACCUAACCACCGCCAUGAAAAAAAGCCAAAGCUCACUCGCCACAUUUCAGAACCCGAGAUCCGCCAAGAAUUCUCCCACCACCAAACCAACGUCGCCAGAAUCAACAACGGCAGCUUCGGAAGCUGUCCCCGCUCCGUCCUCGCCGCUCAAAACUCAUGGCAGUUCCACUUCCUCCAACAGCCCGACGAUUUCUUCUUCAACACACUCCGAAAAGGAAUUCUUAAUUCCCGCUUAAUCAUCAAAGACCUCAUCAAUGCUGACGACGUCGAAGAUAUUUCACUUGUCGAUAACGCUACCACCGCCGCCGCUAUCGUUCUUCAACAAAUCGGCCGCAAAUUUGCUUCCGGUAACUUCCGAAAAAACGACACCGUUAUAAUGUUCCACUGCGCCUACAAAGCCGUUAAGAAAUCAAUCGAUGCCUACUUAACUCCCGUCGGCGCCUCCGUCAUUGAGGUUCAAUUACCGUUUCCAGUUCGCUCCGACGAAGAAAUCGUGGCGGAGUUCAAAAAAGGACUCGAGCGAGGUAAAAUUAAAGGCGGAAGAGUUAGGUUAGCGAUAAUCGAUCACAUAACUUCAAUGCCUUCCGUUGUUAUUCCCGUUCGUGAAUUAAUCAGAAUUUGCAGAGAACAAGAAGUGGAUCAGGUUUUCGUCGACGGUGCUCACGCCAUUGGAAGCUUGCAUGUGGAUGUUAAAGAAAUUGGUGCUGAUUUUUACGUUAGUAAUUUAUACAAAUGGUUUUUUUCUCCACCUUCGGUUGCUUUUCUUUACUGUAACAAUAAGAAUAAGAAAUUGAGUAAUGUUCAUCAUCCAGUGGUUUCACAAGAAUAUGGAAAUGGUUUACCUGCUGAGAGUGCUUGGGUUGGUAUGCGAGAUUAUAGCCCUCAGCUUGUUGUGCCUUCAAUUAUGGAGUUUGUGAAUCGGUUCGAAGGUGGAAUUGAAGGGAUUAUGAAGAGAAACCAUGACGUUGUUGUGAAAAUGGGGAUUAUGUUGAAGGAAUCUUGGGGAACAAAUCUCGGGUCGCCGCCUGAAAUGUGCGCUAGUAUGAUUAUGGUAGGUUUGCCUUCUAAGCUUGGCGUGAUGAGUGAUGAUGAUGCUUUGAGGUUAAGGUUUUAUCUCAGGGUUUAUCAUGCUAUAGAAGUUCCUGUAUAUUACCAAGCUUUAAGAAACGGUGAAAUGGAUCCUAGAGAUAAGUACGGGUUUAUAACUGGCUAUGUGAGGAUUUCUCAUCAGGUUUAUAACACUGUUGAUGAUUACCAUAGGCUUAAGACUGCAAUUGUUCAGCUUUUGGAGGAUAGAAAAGUUUGCAGCGACCUUCCAAAAGAGUGAUUGCAAAAACAGAGAGAGAGAGAGAGACAGAGAGAGAGAGAGAGAGAGAGAGAGAGAGAGAGAGAGAGAGAGAGAGAGAGAGAGAGAGAGAGAGAGAGAGAGAGAGAGAGAAAACGAGGUAUAGAAUCUAUAGAUUUAUUAUCCACUUCUGACUUGUUUUUGGUUUUGUAAUAGCUUUAGCCUUGGCAGCACUUUUUAUGAGUAUGCCUAUUUUUGUUAUUCUGUAUUAUCUUGUUUUUGUAACACAAUAAGCUUUCUGGGAAAUUCUUAUAAAAUGAAGAUGUAUUAUUUAUUCUUAGUUGCUUUUGUAAGAUGGAACUUUGUAGUGCACCUCAAUCACUGAUGUGAUUUCCAUGCUGUCUAUAGUCGAUCCUACUUCUAAUGCAGAAGAAGGGUCUGUUUAUUUUAGUAUAUUGGCUUAGGAUUUGAUAGUAUGAAUAAAUGUAAUGUGAUAGAAGUUUCACAAAAUGCCAAGUGAUUGGUCA